AUGGCCGACGACCGCCUGCUCGCCAAGGUCCACGACCUGACGGACCUGGAGCUCGCCCUCUUGCUCUGCCUCGUCAGCAGGGAACACGGCCUGCUGAGCACGCCCGCCGACGCCCUCGACCACCUCGUCCAGGAGCUGCGACUGGUAGCCAGCAGGACGUUUGGCCUCAAGUGCGUCGUCGUAGACUGCACCCCCGAAACCACCCUCGAGCAAUUCGCAUCCGCCCUGCUUUACCCCCAUCGGCCCCCCGGUAGCGCAUCCUUCCAACCCCUUGCCGCCGAAUCAUACUUUGUCUCCGGCCCGCGCCCUCGGUCCUGGCGCUCUGCCUCGCCCCUGACGACCGCGCCCUCUGCCCAAAUCGCAAACUGCGUCCUCGCCAAGAACCUCGACCGCGCCCCGCGCGCCGUCCAGAUCCAGGCCCUCGAGCUGCUCCGUACCCGCCGCAUCUUCACUCGCACCUCGGUCCAGGCUGCUCCCAAGCAGUUCGUCUUCGUGCCCGUCGUCGGCGCCGAGGCCGCCGGCGAGGCACACGUCACGGCCCACCUCAACGACUUCUUCUCCAUUGCGCACUGGCACGAUCCGGACGAUGGCUUCGUCAAUCUUGAAGACAUGAUGGACAACGGGGAGGCUGCCGAGAUUGCUUCGACUGACAGUGUCGUCCGGAGCAAGAACCUAGCCGAUAGCCACGUCCCCUCUGCCGCCCCCUUCAUCGCCGAGGCCGACAUAAGCCAGCUCGCGCAGUUGAGCCAGCAGGUCCAGGUCGACGUCGACGUGAUACGCUACCAAAUGAACAUCAUCUCCUUCCUGCGCAUGCACCGCGCCGUCGCGCAAGGCGUAACGCCGGCAGCCACCAAGCAUUUCGACAAGCUCAUGCGAAGUCUCGCUCCGAUGCACAAGCUCGACUACGUGACCCCUGCCCUUGUCGGACUGGCUGCGCGCAAAGUCUACCUGCACCGCAUCCGCAUCACCGCUCCUGAAAACGAGCGCAGCAUGCAAUGGGGUAGCCGGCUGGGAGCCGUCGAGGCCAUGCUGGAAAAUGUCGGCCCCGACCAAGUCAUCCAAGACGUGCUGGACAUGGUAACGGCGCCGCUAUAG
This is a messenger RNA of Hirsutella rhossiliensis, 1095 nucleotides long. RefSeq lists its product as uncharacterized. The transcript has 3 exons. The coding region runs from base 1 to 1095 and encodes 364 amino acids. The record is from RefSeq and is a predicted model, not a curated record. NCBI's taxonomy places the organism in Eukaryota, Fungi, Ascomycota, Sordariomycetes, Hypocreales, Ophiocordycipitaceae.